Molecule: messenger RNA, 210 nt
Organism: Protopolystoma xenopodis
Lineage: Eukaryota; Metazoa; Platyhelminthes; Monogenea; Polystomatidea; Polystomatidae
Source: the annotation of a GenBank genome assembly
AUGCACUUCUUAUUUGCAUCAAAGAAGCUAGAUAUUCCAGAUUCCGGUCGAAUUCUUGAGAUUGAACGCCUCUGCAAGCUGACAGCUAAGCAGCUAGAGGAGAAAUUUGGUUCUUGUCUCUAUGUCACAGAAAAUGAUACCUCGUCUGAUCCUAAUCGUUUUCUUCUAUAUGAGGCCCUCUGGACCUGCCAGAAUAUGUUCACUGAAUAG